This is a messenger RNA of Rotaria sp. Silwood1, 951 nucleotides long. The record is from the annotation of a GenBank genome assembly. Lineage: Eukaryota; Metazoa; Rotifera; Eurotatoria; Philodinida; Philodinidae.
AUGGUUCUCAAAUAUUUAAUUGCUAUAGGUAUUGCUGUUGCAAUUAUUCCAUUAGGUAUUCAUCAAAUACCUGAAGGACAUGUUGGAAUAUAUUAUAGAGGUGGUGCACUUCUAACAUCAAUGACUGCACCUGGUUAUCAUGUUAUGGCACCUUUUCUUACAACAGUUAAAGUUGUUCAAACAACAUUACAAACCGAUGAAGUAAAAAAUAUUCCUUGUGGAACUAGUGGUGGAACAAUGAUUUAUUUUGAUAAAAUUGAAGUUGUUAAUAUUUUAAGUCGUGAAGCUGUUAUUGAUAUUGUACGAAAUUAUACUGUAAAUUAUGAUCGAACAUUAAUAUUUGAUAAAAUUCAUCAUGAAGUUAAUCAAUUUUGUUCAGUACAUACACUUCAAGAAGUUUAUAUUGAUUUAUUUUCCAGUAUUGAUGAUCAUCUUAAACGAACAAUACAAAAUGAUUUAAAUAUAUUAGCACCUGGACUUUUUAUUAGUUCAGUUCGAGUAACAAAACCAAAAAUUCCUGAAGCUAUUCGUCGAAAUUAUGAAACAAUGGAACAAGAAAAAACACAAUAUAUGAUAACAACAGCUCAUCAACAAGUUGUUGAAAAAGAAGCAGAAACUGAUCGUCGUCGUGCUGUUAUUGAAGCUGAAAAAUUAGCACAAGUAGCAAAAAUUCAAUAUGAACAAAAAAUUUUAGGAAAAGAAGCUGAAAAACGUAUUGCUGAAAUUGAAGCUGAAAUGCAUUUAGCUAAAGAACGUUCAUUAGCUGAUGCAAAUAAAUAUAAAACUGAUACAGAAGCUGAAUCAAAUAAAGCAAAAUUAACACCAGAAUAUCUUCAAUGGUCAAUGUAUCAAGCAUUAGCACAAAAUACAAAAAUUUAUUUUGGUAAUUCAAUUCCAAAUAUAUUUACAACAGAUAUAAUAACAGAUGAUCAAUCAAAACAAACAAAAUAA